UCCAAACAUUUUUCAUAAGUUGGGAACACUGCAACUUUAUAAAUACAUAAAACAUGUCAUCUCUAAUAUCUUUCAGAUGAUACAGAUAUGUAUAGACAAUGUCAUAGUUUGAAUACGAAACCAAAUGUGCUUUGUCGUAAAUUUAUUAUGUGGUUCUGUACACCUCAUUAUACCAAAUCUGACACAUAAAUGAAGAUUUAAUAUGUUUGAAAAUCAAUUGUCUCAACUACAGUAUAGUGUUUCUAGUAGAGGAUGCAGCUCUUACUGGGUUUGCCUCUAAAUUGUGUAACUUUAUCAUCAUCAUUUUGUCACGGUCAAAUGAACAUCCAGUCUCCUCCCAACAUAAUGGUUUGGACAUAAUUAGAAUAUGGUAACUAUAUACUAUUUCUCUCAACAAUACAAAAAAAUUAACCCUGGUGGAAUGAAUUCCACAUUUUCUGGAAACAAACAAAGUGUCUUUAGAAAUAAGACUUCUUUUAGCCAAUAUACUUUGUUUUCACAGAUUUCUGUACUAUUUCGCAUUUUUGUAGUGUUACCGCUCUACUCAAUCCUGGUUUUAAACGUUCUACACCUGGAAUAACUUUUUUACACCACCAAAUAACGCACAUCUUGACAUGGAAAUACAUGUUAGCGAAGUCGCUAAUUAGCUUAGCGCUUGGCGCUAACUAGUAACAUCUCAAAAACAACAACAAUAAAAGCUAAACAGUACAAGAGGGUUCGUGUACUCACCUCUGAUAGACGGACAUGGGACUUAGCAAAACACUACACACACACACACUAGGUACUUUUUCCAAUUAACAAGACUUGAACCUACUGCUGGACAACUGAAAGACAAGGAGCAAUGAACUAUCUCUCCUGCCCUCUCGCUCUAAAAACAUAAUUUGCGCACAGAAGCGCGACUGCCAGUUCCCUGCCUAUCUCAUACACAAAUUUAUUUUCGAGUCUUUUGAAAAGGAAUAAAUUUCUCCCACAGUAACCAGCUGCAUCUAUCAUAACGUUGUGCGUGCGUCUGUGAAAGGUGUCCAGGCAGCAGAAGUGUCUUGAAUUUCGUUACGCUACUAGCGGCUGUCAUAAAGUUAUUAGGGAAAAGUGCGUUUUUGAACAUUUAUGAAUCGUAAUCAAAUCCUCUCGUGUCGAAUCGCGAUGCAUCUGAUAACUGAGUUUUUUGGCACACCCUUAAUAUGUGAAUGGCGGAAAACACUGAGGUGACUUGAAGUUCCCCUCUGAGACCCCCAAUUUGGCCAAAUUUCAAAGUUGCCCUAUAUGCAUGUGUGAUACAUCAUUGGAAAGCUUAAAAUCUCAAUUUUCUGGGGGAAGAAAAGUUUUGAACAGGAGGGUAUUUUUAAAAAACAAAAUUUUUUUAAACAGCAGAACCCUAACUGGAGGUGAGAGCACGCGAGAGCAGAAUUAAAGACGCCAUGAUUUUAACGAGAUAUUAUCGGGUACUUACAUUUUUUUAUUCAAAAACUCCACGUAGCAUGUAUCACCAAGUGUCAAGACACAGCUGUGAAUGGCCACAGCUGGAUUUUUGGCGGAUUUUAUGGGUGAAACGUAGUAAUAUAACAAGGGUCGCGAUGCAGAAAUCGCAGACAUCAAGGAGUGGUCGAGAUGUUCUUUUUCAUAUAUUUACCCUUAAAAAAAAUUUUUUUCUGUGUUUGGAUCGAUUAUUCACCACCUAAAUUAUUGGGGAAAAUGCGACAGUAACGAAAAAACAUACAAGAAACCUGAUAGUUAUGAGGUAGAUAUCAGUGUAUUUUUUACAGAUGUCCAUUUUUUCAUUGUGACUUAAUUUGUUUAAAAGUUAAAAAUAUGCGAGUGAAUAAUUUUUAAAGUCGUUUUUUUAAUGUAUUUAUUUUUAAAACUAAAUAUUAGACAUUGAUUAAUGAUUCUAAGCUAAAAAUGACAGACAUUUCGAAUAAUAAAUAUGAAUACUUACCUUCGUUUUAUGGCUAGGUUGAAACAAAAGCGGUUGCGCAACGUCUGUAAACGGGGGUUUCCAGGGUAAAACGGACAAAUUAAAAAUAGUUCGGGGGCUUAAUGCGCCAUGAAUCUGCUAUGGCAGCAUAUAGACAUAUUGUUCUAUCAAACACAACAGUUCCUUUGGCUUAAAAUACAGCAGUUUAUUUUAAAGAGGAAUGCAAGAGCAGAAACUGCUUUUUCAGCCUUGUCUGUGUUUUUCGCCCAUUACACAAUAAUAUGUUAUAGUAUAAAGUAAGUAAGUUUAGUGCAGUCAUGGACUAUAGACCCUACUCACAUGACGUCACAACCACGCCUCCGCGCCAUAUUGUCCGUCUACUCGUCGUGUUGACGCAUUACCGCUACGUAAAUUCCUCCUAUUAUGGCAAGAUUUUCUGCUCGUUAACAUUAAUAAUCCAAAUGGUGAAGGCGUGUGUCGCGGUUGGUUGCAAUAACAGAGAAGAUAGACUGAGAGACUUGAAGUUCUACCGUAUUCCGAGAGACCCGGAGAGGAGAGCGAGGUGGACUGCUGCAAUUCGACGAGAAAACUGGGCUCCAAACGAUUACCACAGAUUAUGUAGUAGUCAUUUUAUAUCUGGUAAGAUUUAUUUAAUAUAUAUUUAGAGGGUUUUGGGCUGACAAGCACAAUUAAGAUCAUUGCGUUGCUAAUCGCCGACAACAUGCAGUUUCAAAUUCAAGAUGCUUAUUUCUUCCACCAUCAUUACAUUUUGAAUAAUAAUUAGCUGGUACCAAGUGAAAGAAGCUGGUUUCGUCUACGGAUCAUCAGUUAAACAGGUGUGUCCAAACCUUUUGCAAAGGGGGCCAGAUUUGGUGUGGUAAAAAUGCGGGGGUACCUUGGCUGAUUUACAUAGAACAAUAUAUUUAAACAAAUUUUAGCAAGCCCUUCUGUGUGUCACAUUUGCUUUAUUAUUUUUUAUAAUUCAUAAUUUCAACAGUCUCGUCUUUGUGGCGUUCUCUUUUGACACUCGGGCUCUUGCGAAAUACUGCUGCUGUGAAAUUAAACUAGCUUCAAGUUGCUAUAAUUUCUCGCUGCAUAUCUUCCUUGUAAUGUUGUCAUACAUGUCAGUGUGUCUUGUUUGCUAAUAUCGCGUCACAUCGAACUCUUUAAAAACAGCGACUGUCUCUUUGCAAAUGAGGCAGACACAGUUGUUGCGUAUUUUAUUGAAAAAAUAGUCCAAUAUCCACUUUUCCUUGAAGCAUCGGCCAUCGCAGUCAACUUUUUUUUUUUUUUUUUGAUUAUCGCCAUUUUAGAAAAUUGGCGUAAUGUUGCUGAGAGUGCUGCUCUUAAAGUUUUUCAAAGUUUCGUGUGAAUAGGCUGAGUUUCUGUGGACAAGAUAGUUGUAGAUAUCAGGGUAGCAGAUGUCAGGCAGAGACGGCGAAGACAGCAGGUCGAAAAAUAUCGAUUUAGGCAUCAAAUAUGGAUCUGGUGAAUGAAUAGACUGAAGCUUUUCCACAUAACGCCUUUUAUGCAACGCAUCCAAUGAGUUUACAGCGUCUGAAAGCACCGGGGCUUCCACGAAUUGCACUAUAAAUUGCACGACAAAUUGAAACCAUUGAGAAUACGGAUAAACAAAGAUGGACAAUAUGGCGGCCGGAUACAGCGACACGUCAUUCUGUGACGUCGGUGAGUAGGGUCUAUAGUAAGCAGGCCAGUGUUUCCAUGAAAAAAAAAAAAAAAAGUUAUUUUCCAAAGCUGGAUCCUUCAUUAUUCUACCAAAUACAAUCUGCAUGCUGUGCACAAACCACAGAGACCAUGAGACCUACAGCUUUCGGGAGCAGCAGCAGAGUAAAUAAAUAAAUGUCACGUAUCACUGGAGUUAAGUACUUGAAAAUAACAGUAAUUUAAUGAUACACGUUGAUACGAUGCGCAUUGAGAGCAACUUUAAUAAAAAAUGUCUUUAGUUAGGUAUAUGGACUUAGGAUCUGCAACCUUGUUGUCUCUUGUCUUCUUCCAAAAUUACAACUGGGUGACGGCACUUCAGGUGUUCAUUCACGGCUGAAGUGCUGCCGUGGUAUGCAAGCUUGGCAUAGCAGAGACUGCACACGACAGUGUACCAUCCUUUGUUUCAUUGAAAUAAGUCCAUGCUUUGGCCACUCUGGUGCGCUUUUCUGGCUUUGUGCCACUUUCCUCGCUUGCAUCCUGAGCGUUCGCCAUUCUCAACCUUCCAUGCAUAUAUUUUUUUAACCCUUCACUAACCGUCAUCAAUGACGUCGACUUCGUCGACUAGUCGUUACAGCUCUACACACAACACUCACAAAAAGUGUGGGGGCUUUGGUAUUUCAGGAUGAACCUACAACAUUGCACUAUAACCUUAACAGGUUUAAAAAAAAAAAAAGCACUAGAACCUUUUUCAGGUGAACGUAAUAUGAUCUUUUAAUGUUUGAAUGCAAAUGUUGUAGACAUGUGCCGGUUACCGGUUUCACGGUUUACCGUGGUGUGAAAACGUCGCGGUUUCAAAACCACUAAAAUUUUCCGUCAUACCUUAGUACGGUAUUCGCUAUUUUUCAUGUGCCAAAAUGCAGCCGAAGUGGCUUGGUGCGGCAGCGCUCACCCCUUCCCGUUUGUUGCCGUGAGUGUCACUAAACAGCCAGCAAACCCAAAAACAAAUCCUCCAAACACAAGGCGUACUUUUCUUCAACUUAUUGAGCUCUCAAAUCGUGGUGAAAUAUACAAAUGAAUACAUUUAAAACGUUGUACAAUUGUAUUUUUCCACGUGUGAUUAGGUUCAACAGGAUAUCAGUAGCACCAUUAAAAAGUUCGCCAAAAACAAAACGCACAUUUUCCUUUCAAAUUCAAUAUACAAACUAACUAAAACUUACAAAGACGAAUGUUAGCCUAGGCUAAGCUGGGGGACCAGCUUCAUCGAGGUUUUAUGUCUCACAGCCGCUGAGUGAGAGAAGCUUGAAUGAAGGGGGGAAAGAAAAAGAAUUGCGUCAAAGAUCGCUAAUUGAGAAAGGAAGUCUCACUCCUCACUUUUUUAUUUAUUUAUUUAUUUUUUUUAGAUGAAACCUUUCCUCAACAAUAUUUACAUUUUAACUAAUUUAUAAAACUAACUGAUACAUUUUUAACUAACUUAUUAACUUAUGAAUUCUUUGUUCUUUUUAACACAAAGGCAUGGCAUCAUGUAGACUAGAGUUGACAAAGUGGCUGAAAAUGGCGAAACUUCACUUGAGCUUCCCCCCUCAAAAAAGUCAUACAAUAUAUAUUUUUAAUUUUAUUUAGAAGUCUUUUUACUCUUUAUAGCAAUUAUUUUGUUCUUACUCUAAUAUUGAGCAACUUGAGCUGUGGCUGUGGGUAUAGUCUAGGUUCUAUUUAUUUUAAUUUUAUAUAAAAUAUUUGUUAUUUUUUGUUUAUUUAUUUUCACAUUAUAGUCAUGUUCCAAUUUGCAAAUGUUUUGAAAAAAAAUCCUGUUCAAUGGAAUAUUUUUUUUUUUUUUAAACCCAUACAUCUCAAAAUUUUGGAGCUAUAAUUGCAAUACCGUGAUACCGUGAAACCGCGGUAUUUUUGCUCACGGUUAUCGUACCGUGAAAAUCUCAUACCGGCACAUGCCUAAAAUGUUGUAUAACUGUUACAUAUUUAAUUUCCUUUUGCUUGCCUGUUUUUAUUUAUUUAUCUUUUUUUUUGUAAAAAAAAAAAAAACCCUGAACAGCAAAAUUCUCAUUCAAAAUCCAGCUGUUGUUAAAGAACAUAAAGUUUUGAACAAAUUACUGAAACACUUUGAAGCAGUUGGACAUGUCCAUUUAAAAGUUUAGAUGACCUAUAAAGGUUUUAUUGCCUAGUCAUUCUGAAAUUUCACCUACAAGCCAAGUACUAUAAACCCAACCUUUUGUAAUUAUGCUUUUCACCACACCUCUAUUACCUUUCCUCUGAAUACAAGUAAACACAAAGUGGACUAAAGAUGAUCCCACAUUCCUAAUUGAACUAUGAAUUGCAAACAAAUUGCCAGAUAAUAUAAAAUGCAAAUGUGUUGCAAUACCUGUCUUGGCGUAACCCUGCUACUAACCAGUAAAUAUAUGUCGAUUAAAAUACUGAGCACCUGCACAUGCUCUGUGCACAUUUACUAAAUGCAAAGCAGCACUCGAUUGCUGAGGUUUCCAGUUUAACAAAAGACACAACCUCUCAUGUUGUCAUGACACUGCACGGUUGUGUCUAAGACUUGAAAAUGAACAAAUUAUACAGUACGUACACAGUAUAUUAUAAUCACGAAUCAUGCUUUGAACAACACAGCAUUGCAUCAUUGACCCAAUCGAUUAUUUCAUGACACUGGUGGGAAAAUAGUAAUAUAUUUUUUGUAAUAAGUUAGUAAUUCAAAUCUUAUGACUGAUGUUUGUAACGUAGACAUAAUGAGACCCUUUGAAGUCAUUAUUUAUGCCAAUUGACUGAGCUGUUUAAUUUACAGAACAGCCUGUUUCCCUGGUGAGGUGGACCAGUGGGUGACCAUCUUCCUUCUUUGCUACCUCUCCUGUCAUCUGCACUGAUAGCUGACCUUUGCACUUAAAUCUCAGACAGGGAAGACCAUAGACAUGACCCUACUAUGAUCCAGCACAUCUUCCAAUCCAAACACCAUGGAUUUAUUCUUCCAGCGUCAUUUUCAUCGAUGGCAAAAGAGACAAAAGUACUCGGUUCCUGUCUCUCAGCCUGCAGUUCUAGUCAGCAAAGCACGGAGGCGUUCUAGUGUUGGGCUGCCCUCUGCAGCGCUACUAGAAAGCAGGCGUUCCUCAAGUGGCUUGCCACCACUUCCUUAUCAGAGGCGCCCCAGUGUUGGCAUUUUGGUGGCCAGUGGACAGAAACGACAUUCCAUUAAAGAUGGCGCCUUCACCAACUCAAGCGACUCUGCAGAUGAAGCUGGAUUUGCGAUACCUAAUAUUUCAAUGAAAAAAGAAGGAAGUGCAUUUCAUUACAAACGUAAUGGACACCAAACCUCCACAGUUUUUUCGAGUGGGCAUCGAAGAAGGGCAGUGCGUUACUGUCGACCCUCCAAAGACAAUUCAAUUCAACCUCAUUUGCUUUGUUCCUCCAUGCUACUUGCAAGUGUUGUCCAGAUGGGUAGUAGUGCAAAAGAAAGACAAGCGGAAGAAUCUAGUGUCUCACUUAGUUCCUGCUCUGGAUCAGAUGGUGAGAAUGCCUGCGUCCAGGAAGAAGAGGAAAUCGAAGUGAAAAUUGAAAAUCCCAAUCAAAUAAGAGAUGACGGGCCUGGAACUCGAGUGCAUUUACCCAAAGUGGUUGCAAGGGAAAGCAUUAAACCACGACCCUUCCUUCGACCUCCUCGUUGUCUAAGACGGAACUCCUCCCAUCUCCUCCCAGCUGAGUUCAUCUAUCGGACCAGCGAAAUGCGUUAUGGCCUUUAUGGUCGCUAUAAUCAUCGGAGGUCGAGUAAUGGUCCUGAAGUUAUAAACACACGGUUUCAGAAUUCCACCAGCAGCCGCAGUCUAAAGCAGAUAGUCUCAGCAGAUCUAAAGUUGGAUCCUGAGCCACUACUUUAUGAACCUACUCUCCCUAAAAGCAGCUCGUCCCAGCUCAGUGAAUCGGAGGGCUUGACAUACUAUGAUCCAUAUCUGGAAACAUGGGAGAACUUCCUAUCGAAAGCAAUAGCAAAAUCUGGUCUACAAAAUCUGCCCUGUCAACCCACUACUUCAUCUUUAACUCGACUAGAGCCAGAAUCAAGGAUCCGCAGCACUGUUGACUGGACUGAGUCUGCUCAGUAUGGAGAUCAUAUCUGGUUUGAGACUAAUGUGUCUGGAGACUACUGUUAUGUGGGAGAACAACACUGCAUUGCCAGAGGACUGCAAAAGUCAGUCACCCGGAGGAAGUGUGCUGCUUGCAAGAUAGUUGUCCACACUAUCUGUAUUGAGCAGCUGGAGAAGAUUAGUUUCAGAUGCAAGCCAUCUUUCAGGGACUCUAAUUUCAAAAACAAUCGAGAGCCCAAUGUACGUCAUCACUGGGUCCAUCGACGAAGACAAGAUGGAAAAUGUAAACAAUGUGGCAAGGGUUUCCAGCAGAAGUUUACCUUCCACAGUAAAGACAUUGUUGCUAUUAGCUGUUCUUGGUGCAAACAGGCGUUCCACAACAAGGUGUCCUGUUUCAUGUUGCACCAAAUUGAAGAAGUUUGUCCAAUAGGAGCUCACGCUGCCCUCAUUGUUCCACCCUCAUGGAUUGUUCGAGUACGGCGCUGCCAGGCAUCUAUGAAGUCAAGUAAGAAGAAAAAAAGGACAUCCUUCAAGAGGAAAAGCAGUAAAAAAGGAGUUGAGGAUGUACGACAAUGGAAGCCCUUCAUCGUACGGCCCAUUCCUUCGCCAUUGAUGAAACCGCUGGUGGUGUUUGUCAACCCCAAAAGUGGAGGAAACCAGGGCACUAAAAUCCUUCAGUCUUUUAUGUGGUAUCUGAACCCGAGGCAGGUUUUUGACCUGAGCCAAGGAGGACCCAAAGAGGGUUUGGAGCUGUAUCGUAAAGUUCAUAAUCUCAGGAUUCUGGCCUGCGGAGGAGAUGGAACAGUGGGAUGGAUCCUGUCCUGCCUUGAUGAACUUGCGUUGAAUCCUCAACCACCUGUUGCAGUGUUACCACUUGGGACAGGAAAUGACCUCGCUCGAACUCUCAACUGGGGAGGGGGCUAUACAGAUGAACCUCUAUCCAAGAUUCUGUCUCAUGUUGAGGAUGGAACUGUAGUCCAGCUUGACAGGUGGAAUCUAUUGGUUGAAGCCAACCAGAGUGCCGGCGCUGAGGUGGAUGAGCAGCAAACUGAUAAGCUUCCCCUGGAUGUGUUCAACAAUUACUUCAGCCUAGGAUUCGAUGCACACGUAACGCUAGAGUUCCAUGAAUCAAGAGAGGCCAACCCAGAGAAGUUUAACAGUCGUUUCAGGAAUAAGAUGUUCUAUGCUGGGACUGCAUUCUCAGAUUUUCUCAUGGGAAGCUCGAAAGACCUGUCAAAACACAUCCGUGUUGUGUGUGAUGGGACAGAUUUAACAUCAAAGGUUCAAGAUUUAAAGCUUCAAUGUUUGGUGUUUCUCAACAUCCCCAGGUACUGUGCAGGUACCACACCUUGGGGAAACCCAAGUGAGCAUCAUGAUUUUGAACCUCAGCGUCAUGACGAUGGAUACAUAGAAGUCAUUGGAUUCACCAUGACAUCAUUGGCUACACUUCAGGUUGGAGGUCAUGGCGAGAGGUUGAAUCAGUGCCGUGAAGUAACCCUCACCACUACGAAGCCUCUUCCUGUACAGGUGGAUGGGGAACCAUGUAGACUCGCUCCCUCCAUCAUCAACAUCAGCCUUAGAAACCAGGCCAAUAUGGUCCAGAAAACCAAAAGGCGAACAUCGUUGCUACACCUCAAAGAUCAACAGCCGGUCCCGGAGAGGCUGAGGCUUCGAGUCAACAGAAUCAGCAUGAGUGACUAUGAUGCUCUGAACUACGACAAAGACAAAUUGCGACAAGCGUCUAUUCCACUUGGAAUUAUAGUAGUUCCAGGUGACAGCGACUUAGAGACGUGCAGGGAACAUAUCCAGCGUUUACAAGAGGACUUCUCCUCUGUUCAUUCCUCUUUGAGAUGUAAGGGACCUAAGAAAGAAGCUGUCAAGACAAAGAAUAUUUCCUUGCAGCGAUUGUCCCCAAAGUGGUGUUUCCUUGAUCCAACCACAGAGGAUCGUUUUUACAGAAUUGACAGAGCACAGGAACAUCUGAACUAUGUGUCAGAAAUUUCCCACGAGGAACUCUUUAUCCUAGACCCAGAGUUGAUUGUUACUAUGACAGUUAGCACCUCUCCUACUGUGAUGCCCGACCUGGUCCAUCCUUCAUCCAGUUUGGCCAAUAACGGGGAAAGCAGUUUAAAUCAGAAUCCCAUUGAUGUGUUUGUCUUCCCUGUGGAUUCCUGUCUCUCUCCAUCAUCAUCUUGCAAGAUGAACAGUGACAGCUCUGCCUCAGCACUGAGUUCAACACCUGAGGCUAGAUAUCUACAAAGAAAAGGUUGUAUCCAGCGCCCUAUCAACACUAAUGAUGAGCUUAAAAUAGUAAUGAGACAUGAAAUGGAGCAAAAGUCAAGUGCUGCAGGGGGAGAUGAAGAAAAAGAGCUGCUGAUACAGUGUGUAAAGAACAACAAUAUGAAAAAGCUUCAGGAGCUACAUGAGAAAGGAUGUGACCUCACAUGUGUUGACCAAUCAGGCUGCAGCCUGCUGCACCAUGCUGUCAGUAUGGGAAGCAAGGAGAUGGUUCGCUUCAUCCUUGACAACGCUCCAAAUGACCUCAUUGAUGUGACAGAACACAUAAAGGGUGAAACAGUUCUUCAUCGAGCCGCGUCACUGUGUCACAGGACCAUCUGCCAUUACCUGGUAGAAGCAGGAGCCUCGCUGAUGAAAACUGACAUGCAGGGUGAUACCCCAAAGAACCGAGCCGAGAGGGCUCAUGAUGCUGAGCUGGCAGCUUACCUGGAGAACCGGCAACACUACCAGAUGAUCCAGAGGGAGGACCAAGAAACGGCUGUCUAAGCAUCUUAAGAUCUAAAGGACUAGAAGCUGCACAGUGAGAGUGGAGCUGUGCCAAAAGUCAUCAUGACGUGGACAAGUACAUACCGUAUUUUCAAAGAAAUAUCUCAGGACAUUUUAUUUCCUGUAGUCGCAGUAGAGCAAACACAGUUUGUUGAUGUGUUGUGACGAUAGCUGGCGCUGUAGUCGGGGAUCACAAAAACGUAUGACGUAACUACAAAUGUUUGAGAUUUCAAAAUGUACUUUUUUUUUAAAUUACUUAAAUAGACAUUGCCAUCAAGGGGCCACUAUGUUUUGUUUGUUUGGACCCAAAGUUUCUCUUCACAUGACUGACAAAGCAGGAAUGGAUAUAAAACUAGAAGCCUAAUAUAACAAAUGCGUUCCUAAUUUAGUUGUAUUUUUGUUGUUGCCUUUUUUACUUAAGUGUGCAUACUGCAUAGUAAAUUAUUUUAAAAGUUGCUUGUAAAGCAGCUGGCCAAAUAUUCACGUACCAAAAAGAUGGCUCGAAUUUGUUUAAAACUUUUAGCAUUUGAUGUUAGCAUCUUUAAGUUACAACAUCAUUUGUUUGUAUUUAUACUUGCCAAUUUUACCUUUCGAUUUUGUUGAUACACUGGUUGUGAGAUAUUUUGUUUGUUUUGUUUUGAUGUCUGUACGUAGUUAAUAAAAAAAAAAAGUCCAGUGUUUUCAGUUCCUGUUCCACUGUUUUUUUUUUUUUUUUUGGUUACUCAAAGCAUGAUUGUUCAACUACCAUAAUCGUCAACAAAUUGUUAGCAAUUUCUGAACAAAAUAUUAAUUAUUGGUUGGUAUAGACAAAAGUGGUCAAAGUUUAUUUAACUACAUAUGUUUUUUCUCUAUUAGCCACAUCAUUAUACAACGUUAGACACAUUUCAUUAAUGUCAUUUUGACAUUUUUUAAAUUACAUUUUAACACAAAUGUCUGGUCUAUUUGAGUUUAUGUAUUAACAUAGUCAGAUGAUUACAUCUAAACCCUUUUAGACAAUGGUAACAUUUCUAAUGAUUUUCUUCAACAACCAAAAAGUAAUAUGACGAGCCUGAAUUUGAAAAUAUGAAGAAUAGACUUCAUUAAAAUCCGAUCGAAUAUUUAGGUAUUUACAGUAAGGGCCGUUUUAUUCGUAGUACUUUGAGUGGGUGUGGCUAAAGAAUGGCAGUUGAUUCACAAGAAAUUCAUUAGCCAAGUGCGCUCUAGUCUCUAGUUACUGCAGGACAAGUUGAUAAUAGUCUGGAAAUGAUAUACGUAACGUCUUGAGUUGGCAUUUGAUAGCAGUUUGAAUGGUCAAAUACAAAGAGCUCAAUUUAACAGGGUAUCCGCGGGGUCUUAAAAAGUCCAAAAAAGUCUUAAAUCCAACAAUUUAAAUCUAAGGCCAGAAAAUGUCUAAAAUUCUCCUAAGAUCUUAUAAAAGGUCUUAAAUUCUAUUUGGAGAGGUCUUUAAAAUAUAUUGACCUUACUUUUAUUCAGAACAUGCAUAAAUUUUAGUCUAAUUUUUAAAUGUUUCGAUUUUUGAGGACGCUAUGUCGUAACUACAAAGCGGAACUACCUGUGCUGCCUGGUAGGAAUUUAUCAAACGCAAGCAGGUUUUGCUGUGCGCCCGCAGUUGCGUGUUGACAGUUUAGUUAGCAUAGUCAUAGCGGAGGAAACAUUUACAGAUUUUAGAUUGACUGAAACCGAUUUACAGUAGUUUUCAUAGAUGGGUAAGUGCAAAUUUGUGAUUCUUGGCUCGAGAACGAACAGUUCAGCACAUUGUUGAAGCCGGUAGAGGGAAACUCGUAUGAAGUUGAUUGCACUUUGUCCAAGAAAAUUUUAAAACUUGGAACAUUGGGUAUCAAGGCAUUGGAAUCCCAUUACAAAUUUGUCCCAAGAAAAUUUUAAAACUUGGAACAUCGGGUAUCAAGGCAUUGGAAUCCCAUUACAAAUUUGAAAAGCACAAGGCGGUCAUAAAAUGCAUACAGCAAACACCGUUUGUGUUUCACGUGUUUGUUUACAAAGCAGAAUAAAUUCAUAUACUUUGCAAGUAAUUCCAGUCUUCCAAUUUUAUUUCAAAUCUUUUGAAAAUUUUUUGCCGUUAUCGAUGUAAAAUGGGUCUUAAAUUGUAUUCAUUGUGGGCUUUAAAAGUCUUAAAUUUAGCUUGUAGAACCCUGCAGAGACCCUGUUCAAGAAGAGGACACCAACAGAGUAGUCUGAUGAAAACAUUAUGCGUAAAUGUGUACAAAAGUAAAUUAUAUAUUUGAUGGG
Corythoichthys intestinalis (scribbled pipefish) is the source of this 12696-nucleotide messenger RNA. Its product is annotated as diacylglycerol kinase zeta-like. The record is from RefSeq and is a predicted model, not a curated record. Gene Ontology annotation, cellular component: nucleus. Bases 6544 to 10449 code for a protein of 1301 amino acids. Gene Ontology annotation, biological process: diacylglycerol metabolic process; regulation of synaptic transmission, glutamatergic; intracellular signal transduction. Gene Ontology annotation, molecular function: protein binding; ATP-dependent diacylglycerol kinase activity. The transcript has 36 exons. Lineage: Eukaryota; Metazoa; Chordata; Actinopteri; Syngnathiformes; Syngnathidae.